AUGUGUUGUAACUACUACGGCAACUCCUGUGGCUAUGGCUGUGGAAACAGCUAUAGCUGUGGGUUCAGCCCCUAUUAUAGCUGUGGUUAUGGAACCAGAUAUGGCUGUGGAUAUGGUUCAGGAUACGGCUGUGGAUAUGGUUCAGGAUACGGAUGUGGAUAUGGGACAGGAUAUGGCUGUGGAUUUGGCCCCUAUUAUGGCUGUGGCUACGGAACCAGAUAUGGCUGUGGAUAUGGCUCUGGCUAUAGCUGUGGAUUCAGCCCCUAUUACGGCUGUGGUUAUGGGACUGGCUAUGGAUAUGGCUCAGGAUAUGGCUGUGGAUUCAGCCCCUAUUAUGGCUGUGGCUACGGCUCCCAUUAUGGCUGUGGUUACGGGACAAGAUAUGGCUGCGGAUAUGGCUCCAGAUACUGCAGUUACCGGCCAGUCUGCUACAGAUAUUCUUCUUGCUGCUAG
Molecule: messenger RNA, 453 nt
Organism: Budorcas taxicolor (takin)
Lineage: Eukaryota; Metazoa; Chordata; Mammalia; Artiodactyla; Bovidae
Product: keratin-associated protein 21-1-like
Exons: 2
Coding region: 1-453 (150 amino acids)
Biological process (GO): hair follicle development
Source: RefSeq, a predicted model, not a curated record